Messenger RNA from Elaeis guineensis (African oil palm), 2015 nucleotides. The record is from RefSeq and is a predicted model, not a curated record. NCBI's taxonomy places the organism in Eukaryota, Viridiplantae, Streptophyta, Magnoliopsida, Arecales, Arecaceae.
CGGCCCGCCCGAUCUACACUUUCGGAUAACAUUAGAGAAGGCCCCUCGCUCCGGAAACCGAAAGGGAACUCAAACGAGAGAGAGGGGGAGGGAGAGAGAGAGAAGGGAAGAUGAGAGAAGAGGAGCUGCUGCGGUGCCAAAUUCAGGAAUGGUACCCCAUCUUCAAACCUUAUUCGAUCCGCACCCUCUUCCACCCCCUCCCCGACUCCUUCCUCCGUUACCUCCUCGGCCUCCCCCUCAACCCUUCUUCCCCUGAUGGCGACGCUGACGGUGACGACGAUGCCCCGCCCCCUUUUCUCCUUCCCGUCUCCGCCUCCGGCCGCGAUCCCCUCCCCCGCGCCACCGCUCACAUCGACCCCGUCUCCCUCCUCGAUUUUGAUACUUCCUUCUCUUCCUCCGACGACGAGGAUGCGGGUGAGGCCUCCAGCACCACCGCUCCGUCAUUCCCGGAGCUGGAGGCGGCGGUGGAGCGGUCGAUCGCGGCCCUGGGUGGGGCCGCCUUCCCCAAGCUGAACUGGAGCGCCCCCAAGGACGCUGCCUGGAUUUCCGCCGAUGGCACCCUCCGCUGCACCUCCUUCGUGGACGUCGCCCUCCUCCUCCGCUCCUCCGACGCCAUCGCCCACGACCUCUCCCACGCCCUACCUUCCUGCCGCGACAACGAGCGAUCCUCCACGACAACCUUCUACCUGGCCCUCCGCAAGUGGUACCCGUCUCUCCGCCCGGAGAUGGAGUUCCGGUGCUUCGCCCGCCACCGCCGCCUCGUCGGCAUCUCCCAGCGCGAGGUCACCGGCUUCUAUCCGGUGCUCCUCGAUCGCCACCACGAGAUCCAGCCCCUCAUCGAGGUCUUCUUCGCCGAGGUCGUGAAGCCGAGAUUCGGAUCGGAGGACUACACGUUCGACGUCUACGUGACCGGAGACGGGCGGGUGAAGCUACUGGACUUCAAUCCCUGGGGGGCCUUCACGUUGCCGCUUCUCUUCAGCUGGGAGGAGUUAGAGGGCGAGGGUUUUGGAGGGGAGGAAGGCCGGGCGGUGGAGUUUAGGAUCGUGGAGAGCCAGUGCGGGCUGAGACCGGGGCUGAAGACGGCCGUGCCCUUCGAUUACUUGGAUACAGCGGAGAGCAGUGGCUGGGAUCAGUUCUUGAAGAAGGCGGAUGAGGAGCUCAGGAGGCAGAUCCAGACCACUCCCGCCCCUGAUGCUGACUGAAUGCCUGCUUGUAGAAGAAAAGGACUCCUCAUCCUCUUUGAUCUAAGAUACGCUGCUAUCCUCCUUAUCUAUCUAACUUUGAGUUCCAUCUUUAUAUAAGUAUAUGAAGGAGGGAAUGGAAUUCUUGCAGAUCCCACUUCUUACCACCUCUCAAUCAACAAGAAUGACAGUACCUCAUGUGGAUGAGAGUGUCUCCCACAUAUCUCCAUAUCAUGAUUAGACAAAAGAAAUAAAUUCAAUGUAAGCCCUUGCACCUUUGCUCCUUUAUGCAAGUAGUGGUGCUCAAGAUCUAUAUGCAUCUCUUCACACAUUGAAGAUGGUUUCCUUGUAAAAGCAUUCACCAACUGAGACACAAAUUUCCCCUACUUCAAAGGUUCCUCCUUGUCUCCUCCUACCUUCUCUUUUCCAAUUUUAUCUACUCUUCUUCCACCAUUUCUGGGUAAGCUGGGAUCAAGUGAAUUAGUCAAGUUCCAAAAGCAAGGUAAUUUGACCUCCCAAGUACCAUACAAACGCACCCCUUCAGCCAUUGCCUUCCCUUUCUGCCUUUCUAGCAUUAAACCAUAUGGCAUUCAUGUACUGAGUGCUUUAGGAAACCCAGAGAAAUUGACACCAUAGUUGAGAGAGCUCACUUGCACUACAGGUUUCAUGGUAUCUUCUUACUGAAUCAUCGAGACCGAAUAGUCUAGAGAGUAUCUGAGGUUAGUCUUUUGUUUGUUCUUAUUUCUCCUUGUGAUUCUCAUGAAGUAAUCCAAACAAGCUUGAAUUUUAAGUUUAUAGGAUGUUGUUGAUAUCUGUCAUAUUCAAUUCUUAUUG